CAGCAAGAGCAAGAGUCAGAGCGGCCGUCCCCGUGCUGAGGUAAACACGGCAGACCGCUGGGCCGCGCCACGCAUGGUAAUCAUCACUGCCCAGCCCCCAGAGCCAGUGGAGGCGACGUGACAAGCGGUGCCAGGGGUGUGUGUGCUGCCAGGGGCCCAACAGGGUGUGUGUGUGUGAGCGAGCCCCUGCCGUCCUCCUGAAGACAAGAUGCUGAAGGAGUACAGGAUCUGCAUGCCCAUGACCGUGGACGAGUAUCAUAUCGGUCAGCUGUACAUGAUUGCACGCCACAGCCUGGAGCAGAGCAGUGGUGGGGAGGGGGUGGAGGUGGUGGAAAACACAGCCCACACCGACCCUGUCCACGGCAAGGGCCAGUACACAGAGAAACGCAUCCAUCUUUCAUCAAAGCUGCCCACAUGGAUUCAAGCAUAUUGCCCCAGAUUCAUUUACCUCACGGAGCGAGCGUGGAAUUACUACCCUUACACAGAAACAGAAUAUACAUGCUCAGUCAUCCCGAGGUUUUCCAUCAAAAUCCGCACCCGCUAUGAAAACAACAACGGCUCAUCGGAAAAUUGUCUGGAGAUGAAGGAGGAGGAGCUUCAGCAGAGGAUUGUUGACAGGGUGGACAUUCUCACCGACCCCGUGGAUGAAAAGCAUUAUAAGGAGGAUGAGGACCCGUCUUUGUUCAGGUCCAAGAAGACUGGCCGGGGUCCCCUCGAGAAAGGUUGGGACAAGUGUUGUGAUGUGAUUAUGUGCUCAUACAAGCUGGUUGACGUGUCUUUCCAAGUGUUUGGACUACAGACUAAAGUGGAGGAGUUUGUGCACCGUGCCAUCCGGAACAUCUUGCUGCUGGGCCAUCGUCAAGCCUUUGCCUGGAUUGAUGAGUGGUAUGGGAUGACCCUGGAGGACGUGAGGGACUAUGAGACUGGGAUGCAGGAGAAGACCAAUGAGAAGGUCCGGCUAGCUCAAAAGAAAGAGGAUGAGGGCAACAGGUCACCCGGGUCUCAGGAAGGGAAGGAAGGGGAGGAGGAGGAGGGUCAAGAUCUCCAAGAGUCAAGAAACCAAAGUAAGAAGAAUUCCAUAUCUUCUCAAGGCAGUGAAUCCAGCCAGUCCCAGAAAAGUGGAUACCUCGCCUCCUGGUUCAAGUGGUCCUAGUUAUAAUCAGUGAGACCAACUCUUAUUGCACAGUAUACAUAUGUAAUGUAAUAUAUGCAUUAUUUUUAUAAUCAGAUUUUGAAUUUAGCCAUUUGUAUUUGCCCAAGAAUUCUUAAGAUGAGAGUAAUAUAGUAAUAUAAGUGGCUCAGAUCAUAUUUAUUUAUUUAACUUAAAACCAGAGGAAGUUUUACUAUCCAUACUGUUUGUUUUAACACUACAGCUUGAUUUUAUUGAAUAACGUUAAGGUUUUAAGUUGAGAUAUUAAAUAUUAGGGAUCUUUGCUGUACUGUAUUCUAAAAGUCAGUUCAUGGCAAACUUGGAGGCAGUAAGAGCUGCAAGAUUGAUUGUGUGGCCUCAUGAACCUGGGAGCCUGAAUGCUGUGUGAAUGGAUCUGUGGGCCAUAUUAUCACUGGGUUGUUUACUUAACAAAUAGCUUUACUUGUUGUGAGACUGGACUUUAUUAUUUUCUUGAGUGCUGGAAAUGGUCUUGAAGAUGAACUAUGUCUCUUACCUUAGAUUUCAGCCAACAGUGGACAGUAUGUAUAAAAACUAAGACUUUAUGCAAACAAGAACUCUUGAAGCAAAAUAACACAGGGUUGCUUAUGACCAGUUUAUUGUGGUGUUAUUAGGGAAGCAAUCAUAAACAAACAGGGUCAUCUAUUGCCUUUGUAUGACUGGUUCUUCCCUAGGCAUGUAUAGGUUCAUUUUGUCUUCAUGAAGGUGUCAGGCAGUAACUGAUUUCAUGGUGCUAGUGGUUAAUGAGUCGUUCACUAACAACCUUGCAUCAACUCUUCCAUCUAGUAAGGAAGAGGUUUGUAUCCUUUGUGCUACUCACCUAAGACUUGGAUCUCAUCAUACCAUAAAUGCAAUGCAACAUAUGUGCUAGUGUGUAAUAAUGACCCCACUGAAUACCUGGCAGGGAAUGUGUGGGGAAAAAUAAGACUAUGCCAAUUUUGAUGUUAAAUGGUUUGCUUAUGUGAUUAUGUGUUUAGAUUAGGUGGAUGUUGAUUGCUGAGAUUAAUUGGUGUCGUGCAAAUAUGCAUGUUGAAUGUAAGUGUGAAAAUGUCCAUAACUUGUUCUGUGGAGAGAAAAAUAGAAUCACCAACCACCUACCUUGCCUGGUUAAUCUCAGUUAAGUUCAUCGAAACUUCCACACAAACUGAAAGUGGUGCCUACUAAUAUAUGCAGAGAAAAUUCUGCCUUAAAUGAUUCUGGGGGUAACACAUGUUUCUCUGUCUCUGUCUGCCUCUGUCUUUCUUUUUGUCUGUCUCUUUCUGUCUGUCUUUCUUUCUCUGUCUGUGUCUAUGUCUUUCUCUCCAUCUGUCUGUCUGUCUCUCUGUCUCUCUCUCUCUCUCUCUCUCUUUUUUAUUUAAACUGACAAUUUGUAGUACACAACAUAUUUGUUAUUGUCGACGACACUUUAUGCGAUCGUUCGUAACGAGAAGCAUAUGUUUCACUGUGCACUUUUCAGGGCUUAAAAUGUCACUUUUUCUUGAGCAUUGUUUCAAAAGCCCUUUACACUUGUUCACUGUGUAUUUAGCAUCACUAGUAGUGUGGUGCAUGUUUUUCACCACCUGUGAGCAGCCACUUUUACCUGCUGGGUGGACAUUUCCCUCACUGUUGGCCCUGCCGCCGUGAACGUGUUCCACAGGCGGGACACCCUGGAGGUGAAGGUCCUCUGGUGCUGGCUGGCGCGUGACCUUGGCACUCCGACCUGCUCGUGGCUGGAGAGUACUGUUCACGUAUCUCUCAGAGCCUCUCGCGGGGGAAGCCUCAGCCUCGCCAGGUGUGGUACUCCUUGUACCUGGGCCUUGUGGAACACCACCAGCGCAACGACGUCCCAGCGGUGCUCCAGAGUGUCUAGAUGUAUAAUAUCCUGAGGGGGCGGCUGGGGGUUGUUCUCCUGUAACAGUCACUGCACCCGUCGCUCCACCUUGUCCAGUCUCUGCAGGUGUGUGGCAGCGCCGGACAUCCAGGUCAGAGCCCCGUACUCCAGGUAGGAUCUUACCUGGGCCUUGUAAAGGAGCAUAAUUCCUCGCUUGUCGAGGAAAUUAUCCACUCUACGAAGGGCAGAGACACGUAGGGUGGCUUGGUGGGCGACGUGUUUCAGGUGGCGGUCGAAGCGCAGCUCUCGGUCCAAGUCCACUCCGAGGAUCCUGACGUAAUCCUGGAGCGGGAGGGUGACGGAGCCAAAUAUCACCCAGGUCUCUUUUAAGGGAGGGCCAGUCAGCUCUGUCCCACAGCCAGAUGGUGUGGGAAGUGGCCUCAUCCCGCGCCACGCCCACGUCUGCUCGGGUCAGGAUGGCGUGGUGGUCAGAGCUGCCAACCGGCCCAAGCUGUUGGCACAUGACCCUGCCCUCUCCCAGGUCCGAGAUAACGGGGUCCAGCGUCCCGCCUCGCUCAUGGGUUGGGAAGGUGACAUGAUCUGUCAGACCCUGCACCGUCAGGAGAUUCUCGUAGGCGGCUCCCUCCAUGUGCUGGUUUAAGUCGCCCACGAUUAGGACGUGCCUGCAGCGAUGGCGAGUCAGCAGGUCAUCCAUUUGCUCCGUCAGAAAAUCCAGGGGGGCAGGCCCUUGCCUUGGGGGGCGGUACAUGGCACACAGGAGGAGGGCAGUGCCAUCUGCCAGAAUUACUUUGAGAAACACCGCCUCUGUCGUGGGUGGUGUCUCUACUUCAAGUCUCUGGGCCUGCACUCCUUCCUUGAGGCACACUGCCACACCGCCGCCUUGUCUUCCCUGCUGGUCUCUCCUGAUCCAGUGGGUGUAGCCUGGAAUCCUGCCAAAGGAUAACUCCACCUCACUGUUGGCAAUUUGUGGGUGAUUCUGCUCCAACUCAGAGGUUUCGAUCUGUUCAAAGAGACAUAGAGUUUUUGCUAUUGCGACUUUUUGAUUCAGGAGAAGCUUUUUCUCCUCCCUGUAUCUUGUUAUGAUUAGUUUCUGCCUCUGAGUCUCUUGCUGGAGCUGAACAAGAUGCCUUGCGAGCUCCUCCUUGCUGGAGGAAGCGAUGAGAUGCUGUACGAUGUUUUCUGGCUCUUCCACCUGCACGUCUUGUUCGCCUUGUUCGUCUACCAAGCAGACUGCCAGGAAAUCCACUGGUGGCAAGGCGCCCCGCAAGCAGCUGGCCACCAAGGCCGCUCGCAAGUCGGCCCUGGCCACUGGAGGAGUCAAGAAGCCUCAUCGCUACAGGCCCGGGACCGUGGCCCUUUGUGAGAUCCUCCGCUACCAGAAGAGCACUGAGCUGCUCAUCAGGAAGCUGCCCUUCCAGCGUCUGGUGCGCGAGAUCGCCCAGGAUUUCAAGACCGAUCUCCGCUUCCAGUCCUCUGCCGUCAUGGCUCUGCAGGAAGCCUCCGAGGCCUACCUCGUCGGUCUCUUCGAGGACACCAACCUCUGCACCAUCCACGCCAAGCAUGUCACCAUCAUGCCAAAGGACAUCCAGCUGGCCUGUCGCAUUCGCGGGGAGCGUGCCUAAGCGCGUUGCCUGUCUGAGUACAAUCUGCUCUCUCUGUCUCUCUCUCUCCUCUCUCUCCUCUCUCUCUCUCUCUCUCCUCUCUCUCUCUCUCUCUCUCUCUCUCUCUCUCUCUCUCUCUCUCUCUCUCAUACACAGGUGUUUCACAUGAUUAAUAAUUAUCAUUGUCAUUUUAAUGAUUUUUCCCAUACAUAUAUGUAUUUUUGUACAGAUGAUUCCACCAUAUGGAGGAAAGCUUAUAUUUUAGCUCAAACAAAGAGUCUUUUCUCUGAUUAAGAAUAAGUGGAUUGUUGUAUAAUGCACAUAUAUAGUUAUUUUUAUAAAGACAGGGACUUGGGAGUAUUCAGUGCAUCUUUUUAGUAAUUGUGCUUUAUGUAGUGAAUUUCUGGACUUUGUAUCUAACAGGAAGGUUACAAUCAAAUUAAAGUGUGUGUACUCAUGUUUUUAUGAUACAGAGCCAUAUUACAUAUUGCUGACUGUGCUUGUUAGUAGUAGUCUAUGGACUGGCUUAGGAUUAGGAAGUGUGAUUGUAUGUUUUUAACCUUCUGCCUCCCUGGCCAGCCUGCUAUUGGUAACAUAUCAUUUUGACACUCUGGUUCUCAACUCAUUGCAAUCCAGAAAUCAACAUCCAGUAAAUAUAACAAUAAAGACAAUUUCCUUUUUCAGUAAUAAUGGAAAAUACAUAGUAGACAUUUUGGUUUGAAAGGUGUUUCUGACAAGUGGAAUUUUGAGGAAUCCAAUUAGACCGCUAACAUUUUGCAUUGAAACAUUUUUACACACACAGUUUUGAGGUUAAGGAAGAACAAUUAACAUUUUGGAGUGAAACAUGAAUAAUUCACAUCCUAAUUCAUAUCCUAAACAUUAAUGAUGGACCAGCAGCUGAGCACCCCUGGUCUACGUAGCUGGCAGAUGGGACAUGUUCGGUGGGUAUUCCAGCUGUGUGAAAAGUUUUGUCUUUUACUGAUGUUUAUGUUAAUUUAUAGUGGAUGGCUGUUAUGUGGAAACUUUAGGUGUUAUAUUUGUUUCAGGAAGUGUAUUCUGUUUGGGAGAUCAAUGCAGUUCACAAAUUUAAGUUAUUAACACUCAUUAAAUGGUUGUCAAAUG
Messenger RNA from Eriocheir sinensis (Chinese mitten crab), 5722 nucleotides. RefSeq names its product cytoplasmic phosphatidylinositol transfer protein 1-like (gene rdgBbeta). The record is from RefSeq and is a predicted model, not a curated record. NCBI's taxonomy places the organism in Eukaryota, Metazoa, Arthropoda, Malacostraca, Decapoda, Varunidae. Gene Ontology annotation, cellular component: cytoplasm. Gene Ontology annotation, molecular function: phosphatidylinositol binding; phosphatidylinositol transfer activity. The transcript has 9 exons. Bases 209 to 1153 code for a protein of 314 amino acids. Gene Ontology annotation, biological process: phospholipid transport.